AUGAGCUUCGGCUAUGGUGUGGGAGAUUUCCUUGCCAUUGCGAAGCUGGUCGAUACAGUGCGGAAGCAAUUUACAGAUGCGCCAGGCCAUUAUAAAGCCAUUUCGGAUGAUGUCAAGCGAUUGUCAAAUGUGCUGCACGAUAUUGAAGAUCAAGAUCCUGACGAUAAUAUAGGGGAUCAGCAGAAGCAAGCUCUAAACGAUAUCUCCAAAGGCUGCCACGAUCUGCUAGAUGGGCUGAACCGCACUCUUGUCAAAUAUCAAGACAUAGAUCCGACUGCGAGGGACGCGAAUGGCGUCAGGAGAGUAGGUCGUCGAGUAUGGAAGAGAUUUAUUUGGGACCAGAAGGAAAUAGACGUGUUUCAGCAACGGAUUUCGGCAAACAUUGAUAUGUUCAAUCUCUUUCUUAACGAGAUCAACAGCCAAUUGAACAAGGAAACAAAAGACCUGGUGGUCGUCACUCAGCAGGGAGUCAACCAGCUUGUUCAACACCAAGACGAACAGAGACGGCGAGAUAUCUUCAAAUGGCUUUCUCCGAUAAACCACGCGGACAAGCAAGCCGGCUUCUUCGGUCAGCUACAAGAAGGCACCGGGACCUGGCUCUUGGAUACCAAUGAAUUCAAGAACUGGAUAACCCAAGAUCACGACACGCCGGAAGACCAAUACACGCUAUUUUGUCCUGAACUCCUCGGUGCAGGCAAGACUAUCUUGAAGUCAGCUGUGAUCAAUGAGCUUCAAGAGAACUUAUAAUAGGCUGGGGUUGGUGUGGCUUUUUUUCUAUUGUAAUUUCCGGGAGAAAGUGACCCUCGAUUGUUUUUUUGCCGUUAUCCUAUGACAGUUAAUCCAACAACUACCAUCUAUCCCCAAGGAUAUGGAGACGCUCUAUGAAGCGAAUUUAGAUUCAGGUACACGGCUCACUCUGGGAAAAGUUCUGACUGCCCUAGACUCU
This is a messenger RNA of Aspergillus glaucus CBS 516.65, 946 nucleotides long. RefSeq lists its product as uncharacterized. The transcript has 2 exons. NCBI's taxonomy places the organism in Eukaryota, Fungi, Ascomycota, Eurotiomycetes, Eurotiales, Aspergillaceae. The record is from RefSeq and is a predicted model, not a curated record. The coding region runs from base 1 to 747 and encodes 248 amino acids.